This is a messenger RNA of Arachis duranensis, 1422 nucleotides long. RefSeq lists its product as uncharacterized. Lineage: Eukaryota; Viridiplantae; Streptophyta; Magnoliopsida; Fabales; Fabaceae. Gene Ontology annotation, biological process: exonucleolytic trimming to generate mature 3'-end of 5.8S rRNA from tricistronic rRNA transcript (SSU-rRNA, 5.8S rRNA, LSU-rRNA). The transcript has 6 exons. The coding region runs from base 113 to 1066 and encodes 317 amino acids. The record is from RefSeq and is a predicted model, not a curated record. Gene Ontology annotation, molecular function: nucleic acid binding; 3'-5'-RNA exonuclease activity.
UUAUUUAUAUUUUUCUCCACACAAAUUUUUCUACUCGAGUCCAGGAAAAGCCUAAAGCAAGCGGCAAAGCAACAAAAGACGCAAAUCCUGUGUGUUGAAACCGACGACAGUAAUGGCGCUUCUCAGAGCUUCUUUGCUGAAGAUGACGUGUCACCGUAACGUUUGGCUUUCAUCGGUCACACCACUUACCGUGUACCCCAACUCAAGCUCCCUCCCUCUCCAGCCUCCGAUGUUCACUCUCUCAGCUUCCGAAUCCCCAUCCCAUUCCUCUUCCUCGCACGAGCCUCAAUUUCGGUGGAAGCCCAUGUGCUUGUACCACACACAGGGAAAGUGCAACAAGAUGGAUGAUCCUGUCCACAUUGAGAGGUUCAAUCAUGACUGCUCCAGGGAGCUUCAAGUGGCAUCUGCUGAGCGGCACAAGAUAUGCUCUCAGAAUUUCGACUUUUUCCUUGUGCUUGAUUUAGAGGGUAGGGUUGAGAUUCUUGAGUUUCCGGUUCUAAUGAUUAGUGCUAAAACAAUGCAAGUUGAAGACAUUUUCCACAGGUUUGUGAGGCCCACAGAAAUGAGUGAACAAAGAAUAAAUGAAUACAUUGAAGGGAAGUAUGGAAAAUUUGGGGUUGACAGGGUAUGGCAUGACACAGCGGUGCCCUUCAAGGAAGUUAUUCAACAAUUUGAAGCAUGGCUGAUGCAACGUCAAUUGUGGAAAGGUGGGAGCCUUGAUGGUGCAGCAUUUGUAACUUGUGGAAAUUGGGAUUUGAAGACAAAGGUACCUCAGCAGUGUCAGGUGUCAAAACUAAAGCUUCCACCAUAUUUUAUGGAGUGGAUUAAUCUAAAAGAUGUAUAUCUCAACUUUUAUAAAAGAAGGGCCACAGGAAUGAUCACAAUGAUGAAGGAACUGCAAAUACCAUUGAGAGGAAGUCAUCAUCUUGGAAUUGAUGACACCAAGAACAUAACAAGGGUAUUGCAGCACAUGCUACUUGAUGGUGCACUUAUCCAGAUUACUGCAAGGAGGAAUCCGAAGACGCCAGCAGAGGUUAACUUUCUCUUCAAGCACCGUAUUAGAUAGCGGCUUUGUCGUUGUCGAUGUAUUAUGUAACUUCUAAGUGAUUUGUGUUUAUGUUCUGCUGGGUUUUCGAGUGUAAUGAUACUUGCAUGAGUUGUCUACACUCUCAAUUAAUCCGAACCCAGGUAGCACAGUUAACUUGGUUUUGUUGACUUCAUAUAGUCGUGCUUGGUUAGUUAGUUAUGUACAAUUUGUAAAUCUUAUACAUGAAGCCUGUUUUUUUAAAAAAAAAGGGUUAAUAAAUGCUUGGUUGCGUAGGAUUAGCAAGCUAAUCAUCACUUGAUUGGUGAAACUGCUAAAGAACCCAAAUGCAAUGCAAUCCUUUAACGUGAUUUAACUGCGUUUAAGUUUUCUUUUUA